AGUGUUUUCUAAUUACUGUACAUAAUUACUAGUACAUCAAAAUAUUGAUGGCAAAGCAAGUGGGGGUGUGUGUGUGCGGUGGGAAUGAUGAGGUUAAGGCUAAAAUUUGUGUGUAAUUUUUUUUGGUUUAUGUAUAAACAAACAUAAACAUUGGACAGAUGUAAAUGUUAUUGUGGGCACACAGAUACAUACACAAACACAUGCCUCAUUCUUCAACUUCACAAUCACACACCAAUUCCAUUGAUAAACACCUAACCCACCAUCCCUUAUCUCAUCUUCAUUUUCACCUUCUGCAAUUUCAACAACCCAAAUCAAAAAAAUUGAUUUUUCAAACACCCUUUUGCUUACUUUUUAUUUUUUCUUUAUUGGGUUGUUAUUUAUUUGAUCUCAAAGUUCAAUUGCAGAAGGGUUAUUUAUUUAUAUGGUUUUUCUUCUGGAUUCUUCUGGUUCUAGCCUCCUUUGGCCAUGAAUUGGUAAUUCGCUAUGGAUUGUUUGGGCUUCAUCUGCUGCCGAUAUGGAGAUCGUGAGAUUUGUUCCGUUUGCAGUUCUUGGAUAUAUAUCAUCAUGCCCUGCAAAAGAAAUGAUGAUUGCAAUAUCUCAAACAUGGACUUCUCUGCUAUAAAUACAUAGCAUAGUAUGAAAUUCUUAUAGGUUUAGAAUUACUUGAUUGGUAUGAUAGCAUUCCAAUUGUAGUUGUUAAUAGGUAGCAUGAAUAGUUGAAGAGUGAACCUGGUAGGAUUGUAGUUGUUAGUUGAUGUAGUGCGUUUUAGCGUGAUAGUCUGGUAAACUGGCAUGCGGUGAAAUGAACAUUUAAGACCUUGGCGAAGGAUCACAUUGAUAAUUUCAAGCAAGUUUUUCAUCUUUUUAGCAAUAGACCAAGUUCAGGAUUUAGUGACUUAAAUAUUAAGGAUGGGUUUGCCACAAAUACCCUCAAGUGAAGCUGCUGAAAAGGUUCAGCUUUUGGGGGUAGCUUCAAAUAGCUCGCCUCAGUUUUCGGAUGCAAGCCCCACUUCUAUAAGCAGCAUGAAUAGUGUAAACACUCACGGGUAUACUGCGUGUACCCUUGGAUCCUCAUUUGAUGAUUUUCCCAAGAAUGCCUCAUUGGAAAUGUCAAAUGUUUCUGAUAACACAUUUUAUAGAGGAGCCAUGGAAGUCACUUCCAAUGUCCACAGUUUAAAGAUUGGUUCGUCUGAUAGAAAUACUCUUUCUGCUUCAAAAAGUGAACGAAGGGUUCAAACUCCUGCUUCCAGGGUUGUUGGUUUUGAAGCAGGCAGAACAAGUUCUUUAAUUGAUGGAAUCGCUGAAGUUCCAGCCAAUGACGCUGAAACUGCCACUUCAUUGGUCAGGAAACGACUUUUAUCUCCACUAAGCAGUAUGCUCUCCCCGAGUCAUUUCAAAGGCGAUUCUCUUGACAUAGGAAGCAGAAAUAAUGAGGCUUUUUCCCUCGUUAAGAAUGAAGAUAUCAGAAAGUCCACUGCACAAGAUAAUAAGAAGGCAAAUAUUGGAUGUAAAAGCAGUUAUACAAUGCCUUCUUGGUCCUUAACAAAUUGCUUUGAGCAGAAAAACAUACAACAAAGUAGAGAAUCCCUUUUUCAAACUGAUGGUCCUUUGCUAGAAAAUAGAGGCUUCAUAUCCCAGGGUAGUUCACCAACUCUUAGAAUUGAACACCUAAGAGAAUCAAGUAUCUUGGUUAGACCUCAAAGUGGCAUAAUAGCUGUAUCUCCUGUGAGCUCUCCUCUUUCGUUGUCACCUCUUGGUCCUAGAUUUUCCGAAAGAAUGAAAACUGCUGCAAGAUGCAGGAGUGUCACCGAAGAGAUAAAGAAUUGCAAUAUAACUUUAAGGAGUGAAGAAGAACCACUAGACAAUUCUAGUUCAUACCUUUUGUUAAAUAAUAAAGACGAUGAUUUAGAAAUUUCACAUACAUCUUUUGAGGAUGUUGAAUUCUCGUUUAAAGAAUUUUGUCCAUCUUCUCUGGAUGAAAUUUCUUGCAUGAAUUGGCCAGUUUCUCAAGAAUCAGCUCCCAUCUCUAACUCCAUGAGGUUCACUAGAAGUUUGAGUGGACUUUCAGUCAGGAGGUCUUUGGUUGGUUCAUUUGAGGAGUCUCUUUUAUCUGGCCGGUUCAUCUCCGGAAACCAUAGUAAGAAACUCGAUGGUUUUCUGGCUGUGUUAAGUAUUUCUGGGGGAAACUUCUCUCCUAAAUCACAGAAGCUUCCAUUUUCUGUUACUAGUGUGGAUGGAGAUUCCUAUCUAUUGUAUUAUGCAUCCAUAGAUCUUGCGGGAAAUUCUUCAUCAAACAAGUUUAGAGGCCAACUUCUGAAACGAGGGUCUAGAAAUGAUGAUUCACAAAGUGUCAAAAGCCGUUUCCGUAUACCAAUGAAAGGAAGAAUUCAGCUGGUGCUAAGCAAUCCAGAAAAGACUCCUCUUCACACUUUCUUUUGCAACUAUGAUUUGAGUGACAUGCCAUCUGGUACCAAAACAUUCUUGCGCCAGAAAAUCACUCUUGAGUCUUCUAGCUCAACUUCUCCUCAGUUGAAAAACAGUUCAUCCGGUUUGGGCAGUGGAAAUGAGAAGGGGAUUCCACUAGUGCAAAAGAAUCAGGACAUCCCGUGUAGUGGGGAAGUAAUGCACUCAGAUGCAGUUGAUGUUGAAAGUAAAACAAAAUCUGAAAAUCAAAGAAACAUACUAAACAAAGAGGAUUCUUUCAAGAAAUCUCCGGACAUGAAAAUACUGGGAGUACCUUCCUCAGUAAAGCUUGAUCAUGGAAGUUUAACAGAUGAAUGUGAGAAGACCGAAAGAAAGGAGUCCUGGGAGAAAACAUGUGAUGAAUCAGGGAAGUCGUUAAAUUCUAGUAGUGCUGGCCCACUUCGUUAUGCUCUACACCUUCGCUUUAUCUGCCCUUCUCCUAAGAAGUGCAGUAAAUCAGUUAAAAAAAGCAGUUUUAGUUUUCCAGAAAAAGCAGGAUUGGACAAUGAAGGAGAACGGAGAUUCUACUUGUGUAAUGAUUUAAAGGUUGUGUUCCCUCAGCGUCAUUCAGAUGCUGACGAGGGAAAGAUGAAUGUGGAAUACCAUUUCCCUGAAGAUCCAAGAUACUUCGACCUCAACUGAAAAUUGUAGUUUACAUCCUCCUCUUCCUCAAAAGCAUGCUGCUUUUGCUGACCCUCUUGUACAUAGUUUACAUGCUGCUGGCCUUUACUUGAGGCCAUUGUCCUUCAAAAAUAGCACUGACCCUCUUCCUCUUGUAAAUACUUCAACAAUGUCAAUAAUUUAAUGGGUUAACUAUUGUCAAUUGCUUAAA
This is a messenger RNA of Trifolium pratense (red clover), 3295 nucleotides long. RefSeq lists its product as uncharacterized. Bases 910 to 3105 code for a protein of 731 amino acids. The record is from RefSeq and is a predicted model, not a curated record. NCBI's taxonomy places the organism in Eukaryota, Viridiplantae, Streptophyta, Magnoliopsida, Fabales, Fabaceae. The transcript is spliced from 6 exons.